UGUUUAUUUAUCUCUUUAAAUCACAUCCACUGUUUACAGACCUAACCCAAACUCCCAAUUCCUCUGUUCAAAGAUAGCAAACAAAUCAUGUAUCGUCUCCCCACUUCGUGUAUGAUCUUGUUCUUCAUCUUCUACAGGUUUCACCAAAUUCUUUGUGCUUCAAGUGAAAAAGAAAUUGGGAGGUGUGACGCUCUGUUCCAGUGCGGGGACGUCACCGCUGGCUUCCCAUUCUCAGGUAGGAAUCGUCCAGAAGUUUGCGGUCAUCCAUUACUGCGGCUUCACUGUAUCAAUAACAUCACCUCUUUAAUCAUCUCAAACCAAGAGUUCUAUGUUCUGAAAAUAAAUAAAACAUCUAACACUCUUACACUUGCCAGACCAGACCUUUUAGGUUCCUUUUGCUCCUCUACCUUCACCAAGGCAACCUUGCCCACAGAAAUUUUCGAACUGUCGCCAACCUACAAGAGCGUCAAUGUAUUCUACCUCUGCGCCCCUUUUCUUUCUUACCCUUCGAGCUCUAAAUGUCCUGAGAUAGGUCCGAUCUCAAUUUCUGAAAAACCUGAAUAUAAUAACACCUGCCGAGAGAGUUUCACCGUAAACCUUCCAACGAGUUUUCUUCCAGAAGAGAAAGAGUUAAAUAUGACACACUUGGAAAGUGCUCUUAGAGAAGGGUUUGAGGUGAAGGUGAAUAUCGAUGAGAAUGCUUGUCAAGAAUGUUUAUCCUCUCAUGCUUUAUGUGGCUUCGACCAAACCUUUCCAUCAGGAGUUAAAUGCGCUCCACUCUAUCCUCCUGAUGCUGAUGACAUUCGCAGACGUUGUAGUGCCUCGUUUAGCUGUGGGGAUCAAAAAGAUCUCAUGUACCCUUUCUGGAUUCCUGGUAGGGAAGAUUGCGGCCACCCUGACUUCAAGCUAGAAUGCAACGCAAGUUUCGCAGAGCUUACAAUCUUCUCUGUCAAGUUCAGAAUCUUAGAGAUGGACUAUAGUUCUCGUGUCAUAAGACUUUCAAGAUCGGAUUAUAUCAGCAAUAUUUGUCCGCUAAACCCAGUAAGUGCGCCAUUUGACGAAAAUGUGAUCCCAUUCUCUCCGGACACCGAAAUGCUGACAAUUUAUUACGACUGCCGCACAGAGCUUUCACAGUCUGUUUCUACUUAUGUUGGAGAGAUUUCUUGUCAUGAUGAUGUGCGGAGUUACUAUGUAACUAGAAACCUCUCUUCCCCUUUGCUUAGCGGGGUUAGAGGCCUUAUAAAUGACUUCAAGGGUAUUUGCAGAAGAAAUGUCAGUAUUCCUGCAUCUAGACCCGCACUGGAUACACUAGAGAGAACACCGACUCCAGAUAAUCUGAAGAAGGCUCUUGAAGAAGGUUUUGAUCUUGCAUUUAACGAAGAUUGUUCCUUGUGCAUGGUCUCUGGGGGUGCAUGUGGAUACACUCAGAUUUCAAGCAGAUUCGUUUGCUAUUGUGACGGUUGGGUUCAUACCAAUAUAUGUGAUCAUCUCUUUUGGGGGUUUUCUAUUAAAGCGAAACUAGGAAUCGGAGUUGUUUUUUGGGGAUCAGUGGUCAGCUUAUUUUUGGUAGGAAUCUUCUAUGCCAUGUGGUGCACAAAGAAGACAUCAGACGAUCUUAGACAACACGAUCUAAAGGCCCUUAUUCCACUGAAACAGUAUAGCUACGCGCAAGUAAAGAUAAUUACAAAGUCAUUCGUUGAAAGGGUUGGGAAAGGCGGAUUUGGAACAGUUUACAGAGGAACCCUUUGUGAUGGUCGUAGUGUUGCAGUGAAGAUCUUGAAAGACUCAAAGGGAAAUGGGGAAGACUUCAUCAAUGAAGUUGCGAGCAUAAGCAAAACUUCUCAUGUCAACAUUGUAGACCUACUUGGAUUCUGCGUUGAAGGUUCAAAGAGAGCAAUUCUCUAUGAAUUUCUUGAAAAUGGAUCGCUUGAUAGGUUUAUCUCCAAAAAUGCUUCAAUGAGUUUGGAUUGGAUGACACUACACAAUAUCUCUUUAGGAAUUGCUCGAGGUCUGGAGUACUUGCACCAUGGCUGCAAAGCAAGGAUUGUACAUUUUGACAUAAAACCACAUAAUAUACUGUUAGACGAAAAUCUUUGCCCAAAAGUUUCAGACUUUGGCCUUGCUAAGCUCUGCAAGAAGAAGGAAAGUAUCUUGUCACCACUGGGCACAAGAGGAACGAUAGGGUACAUUGCACCUGAAGUGUUUUCAAGAAUGUAUGGUAGCGUUUCCCACAAGUCAGAUGUGUACAGCUAUGGUAUGCUAGUCCUUGAGAUGAUUGGAGCAAGGAACAAAGAACGAGCUGAUCAAAACUCUGCAUCAAACGCAAGUUCAAUGUACUUUCCAGAUUGGAUAUAUAAGGAUCUGGAGAAAGGAGAGAAUGAAAGGCUUAAGGGGAGUGGAAUCAUCAGCGAAGAGGAGGAGAUAGCAAAGAAGAUGACACUGGUGGGUUUGUGGUGUAUUCAGUCAUCUCCAUCAGAUCGUCCACCGAUGAACAGAGUGGUAGAGAUGAUGGAAGGAAACUUGGACGCUCUCGAAGUCCCACCUAGGCCUGUUUUGCAAAUUCCCCCAGCUCCUCUUCAGGAUUCUUCUACACUUUCUGAGGAUGUUUCUGCUUCAACAGAAGUAUAAUCCAUGAAUAUCACAUAAAGAAAUAAUAUAUAAACGUACUAAAAUAGUAGUAUGUUUUAAAUCUCUCAUUUAAGAUAUUACUUUUUGUUUUUGACCGCUCCAAAAAAAUAUCUACAUUGUUUAUAUAAACCCAUCAUACUUUCAAUAUCAGCUAUCCCAUUAUAUGGCAGCUUCCUCUG
Molecule: messenger RNA, 2807 nt
Organism: Brassica oleracea var. oleracea
Lineage: Eukaryota; Viridiplantae; Streptophyta; Magnoliopsida; Brassicales; Brassicaceae
Product: probable receptor-like protein kinase At1g67000
Exons: 4
Coding region: 88-2628 (846 amino acids)
Biological process (GO): protein phosphorylation
Molecular function (GO): ATP binding; protein kinase activity; polysaccharide binding
Source: RefSeq, a predicted model, not a curated record